AUGGCGAAUGAAACGUUCUCUGCCAUAUCCCAGCCUGGGGCUUUUCCAGGCUUGGGCGCUCAGACGUCCGCCUGGGCGUCGUACGUAGUCGCGGCCUUGCUCUUGGCCUCUUUGGCUUACAGCAGGCGCGACAAGUAUCGAGGUGUACCCGACGUGACUCCGUCUCGGCCCUUUGAGCUGACCGACUCGAGAAAACGAAAGGAAUUCUUGGCAAAAUCCCGCGAGAUUCUGGCUCAAGGCAGCAAAAGGUAUGGAGACCAACCAUACAAAGUGACGGCGGAGAUGGGCCAAAUACUCGUCCUACCACCGCAGUACGUCGCCGAGCUCAAGAACAACCCUGCUCUGGAUUUAACAGCGUUUGUUCAAAAAAUUCUGGUCCAUGCGUACCUUCCAGGCUUUGAGCCGUUUGGGGCUGCCGAGGCGACGGUGAAAAUUAUCCCCAAAUACGUAAACAAGAAAUUGGGCAAUCUGGCCCUGUCGGAUAUUUUUACCGAUUCCAAAGACUGGACUGAAAUCGACGCCUUCAGCAUACUGCGCCUCGCUUCGCGCAUGUCCUCGCGGAUAUUCAUGGGCAAAGAUAUAUGCAAAGAUCCAGUCUGGUUCAAAGCCUUGCUCGACUACAUCUCGGACAUUGGCGCUCAGCGCAACAUCAUCUCUGGUUGGCCGCUGUCUCUGCGCCCGAUUAUCUACCGCUUGGUGCCGGCUUCUUUCAGGAUCAAGAGGAAACUUCAAAAGUGCCGUGAUGUCUUGAAACCCCAUCUUGAAAGACGGGCUGCCAUCAUCAAAGAUGCUCUGGCUCGCGGCGAGCCCAAUCCGUUUGAUGAUUCGAUCCAGUGGUACGAAAACGAAGUCGGCGACGGUGAAAAAGAUCACGCCGUGUUCCAGAUUGGCAUCUUCUUGGUUGCUAUUCCCAACACGGCCGACACUUUGAUGCAAACCCUUCACCACCUCGCUCUCAAUCCGGAAUACAUAUCUGUCAUGCGGGAGGAGGUCAUCAGGGUGAUUGGCACGCAUGGUUUGAACAAGGCAGCUUUGCAAAAACUCGACUUCAUGGACAGCUGCCUCAAAGAGUCGGUGAGAUUAAGACCUGUGUUAACCUUAUACUUCCAAAGAAUGGCCCUCCAGGACGUAACAAUGAGCAAUGGAUUCACCAUCAAAAAGGGAACCGUGCUUGGCAUGGACGGCACAAGAAUGAUGAUGGACGAAGACAUAUAUCCAGAACCGGAACGCUACAACCCCCGUCGCUUCAUGGAGAUGCGUAAGCUGCCGUCCGGAGCGUCCAAGGCACCCAUGGUUACCGUCACCCCCGACCACCACGCCUUUGGCCACGGCAUCCACUCGUGCCCGGGACGCUUCUUUGUCACCACCGCGCUCAAGAUCGCCCUGGCGCACAUGGUUCUGAAGUACGACUGGAAGGUCGCCGAGGGCUACGAGGACGCGAAGCCCAGGGUCAUGGGGAUGAGAUACCUUGCCUCUAAUGUCAAACUGCAGGUCCGUCGGAGGAAGGAGGAGUUGGAUUUGGAUUCGCUGGCUGCCCAAACUAAGUGA
Messenger RNA from Pyricularia oryzae 70-15, 1548 nucleotides. RefSeq names its product ent-kaurene oxidase. The coding region runs from base 1 to 1548 and encodes 515 amino acids. Lineage: Eukaryota; Fungi; Ascomycota; Sordariomycetes; Magnaporthales; Pyriculariaceae. Gene Ontology annotation, molecular function: heme binding; monooxygenase activity; oxidoreductase activity, acting on paired donors, with incorporation or reduction of molecular oxygen. The transcript has 5 exons. The record is from RefSeq and is a predicted model, not a curated record.